UUGAACCCGAUUGCCAUCCAUCUAUAUUCCGGACCCAAGUAACAUUCACAAAAACCCUGCAACAGGGUUUAAUCAUCACCAAACUAACAAAAAUGGGUGUAGUCGGAGAUGGAGUAAAAAAAAUUGUAAAAAAAGGUUUCGUCGGAGAAAUGAAUUUAAACACCGGCGGUGGCAAAAUCAAUUGGUUUCCGGGACACAUGGCCGCCGCUACACGUGCCAUCAAUUCUCGUCUCAAAGUCGCUGAUCUCGUCAUUGAAGUCCGUGAUUCUCGCAUUCCCUUGUCGUCUGCGAAUCAAGACCUUCAACCGCGGUUAUCGGAUAAACGACGUGUGAUUGCGCUUAAUAAGAAGGAUUUAGCUAACCCCAAUAUUAUGCAUAAAUGGAUAGAUUACUUCAGUUCCUGUAAGCAAGAUUGUCUACCCAUCAAUGCACAUAGCCGGAGCUCCGUUCAAAAGCUUCUAGAACUUGUUGAGCUCAAGUUAAAGGAAAAGAUUGCGAAAGAACCUACUCUCCUUGUCAUGGUGAUAGGUGUUCCCAACGUUGGGAAAUCUGCUUUGAUCAACUGCAUUCAUCAGAUUGCAUCAUCACGUUUUCCUGAACAGGAGAGGAAGAAGCGAGCAAAAGUAGGACCAUUGCCUGGCGUAACACAGGAUAUUGCUGGAUUCAAGAUUGCACAACGGCCUAGCAUAUAUGUAUUGGAUACCCCAGGAGUACUUGUUCCAACCAUUUCAGACAUUGAAACGGGAUUAAAGUUGGCUUUGGCAGGGUCUGUGAAAGAUUCGGUUGUGGGCGAAGAACGUAUUGCUCAGUAUUUGCUUGCUGUUCUUAAUACACGACAAACUCCACUGCACUGGAGGAAUGUGCAUAAUAGCACUCUGAAAGGGCUGCAGAGUGAAACUGAUGAUAAACCUGACUAUAAUGUUAAGAAUCUUCUGCCAAAAAGACGAUCCGUCCCUGUCUCUUCUAAUAUUCAGUAUGUAGAGGGUGUUGCCAAAGAGGUACAAUCUGCUUUAUAUUCCACUUUAUCGGAAUUCAGAGGUGAUUUGGAGGAUGAGAAUGAGUUGGAGGUCUUAAUCGAACAACAGUUUACAGCAUUGCAGAAGGCAUUGAAGAUCUCGAAUAAAGCAAAUGAGGCUCGUAUGAUGGUAUCUAAGAAAUUUCUUACACUGUUUAGGGCCGGAAAACUUGGCCCCUUUAUUCUUGAUGAUGUUCCUAUAGUUGCUUCUCAUUCUUGAAUCUCUUGAACUUCGUAGAUCCCUUUUUAUUACUGCCUUUAUGUUUCUUUAUUGUACGAAUGUAACAUGAACCCCAACAUAUAAAGGAACGUGUAAACUGCUAGAUGCCUUUAAGUCCUGACA
This is a messenger RNA of Erigeron canadensis, 1358 nucleotides long. Its product is annotated as short integuments 2, mitochondrial. The transcript is spliced from 8 exons. Lineage: Eukaryota; Viridiplantae; Streptophyta; Magnoliopsida; Asterales; Asteraceae. Gene Ontology annotation, molecular function: GTP binding; GTPase activity. The coding region runs from base 93 to 1235 and encodes 380 amino acids. The record is from RefSeq and is a predicted model, not a curated record. Gene Ontology annotation, cellular component: mitochondrion.